AUGGCACACAAAGUCCUAUUCCUGGCCAACAGCGAGCAUGGCCAAACCAACAUCAUCCUAGCCAUUACCCAUGAGCUGUUACUACGAGGCGAUAUCGAUGUACAUAUUGCCUCUUUUCCGGCCCUCGAACGACGCGUUGAGAAAUUACUGAGGGAUCAGUCCGCCGCCUACGAUGAAGACUUUCGCUCGCGCAUCCAUUUCCAUGCCGUGCGAGGCCCGUCCAACACGGACGUCUUCAUCCGUACAGGCAAACGAGGGGCUUUCCAUCCCCCCGGCUAUCAUGGCGCCGUUCGCGGCUUCCAGUCCCUCUGCGAGGAUAUCUGGGGCUGGACAGAAGAAGAGUAUGUCGACAUCUACGAGAGCUGUCGGGACAUUAUCCGUCAGGUCUGUCCAUCCGUCAUCGCGGCCGAUUUCUUCUUCCUGCAGGGUCGAGACGCGGCUUAUAAUGCUGGAUACACGGCUAUUCUCAUCAAUACCACCUCGCUCAGUCAUAUCGUGUUGGGACUGCAGCCGGGGUCGGAGCCGUUGUGGAAGUAUCCUUUACCCGGAACCGGAUUCCCAUACCCCCUCCCCUGGCACAUCAUCCCUCUGAAUGCCCUGGCCGGCCUCAAAACCGCCCGCAUGUAUCACGGCAGCGGACGUCGUCGCGAGAUCCGCGACUGGCGCAUCCGACACAAAAUCCACGGCCGAUUCCCGUUCGCGGACGCCUGGCGUCCCGAACGAAUCCAUCUAACUCCUGCCCUGAAGGAGCUGGACUGGCCCUUUGACGUCGUCCCGGAGAAUAUACUCCCCUGUGGACCGAUCCUGCUACCCACCGCGUCCGUGCAGCAGCAGGAUCCAGAGCUUGCAUCCUGGCUGUCUCAAGCUCCCACCGUCCUGGUGAAUCUCGGUACGCUGUAUGCGCCGGACCCGGACGUCGCGUGGGAGCUCGCCUCGGGGAUCAAGAUGUUUCUGGAUGGAUGGAAAGGGGGGUCUAUGCAGGUUCUCUGGAAAUUGCCGAAACAUCCGCAUGACGAGGACGAUGUGUAUUCUCGGUCGAUUGAGCCGCUGCAAAGAGAGACGGAGAGUGGUGCGGUGCGUAUUGCGCCGUGGUUUGAGGUCGAGCCUAUGGCGAUGUUGCAGACUGGUCAGGUCGUCUGCUCUGUGCAUCAUGGGGGGGCGAAUUCGUGGUACGAGGCGAUUCAAAAUGGCGUCCCCCAUGUUAUUCUUCCUGCGUGGCAGGAUUGUUACGAGAACGCUGCCCGCGCCGAGUGGCUCGGUAUCGGCGUCUAUGGAAAUAAGAGCUGCGCGCCGCAUAUCAGCGCAAAGGAGCUCAGUCAGGCACUCGCCACCGUCAUGGGUAAUGCGUCAUAUAAGGAGAAAUCCAUGCAGCUUUCUAAACUCUGCCACGUCAAAGAGGGCCGGGUGGCCGCGGCAGAGAAAAUCGUGGAAGUCGCUCACAAUCCGGACAAAAUGGCACUCGCCAUGCCGGAGAUCAAGAUCGAUGAUCCCCAGUGUACACUGUACGAGGUGAAGAAUCGCUCGGGAAUGGUUCUUCAGACGGCGCAGCAGCUCAAGACAGAGGGGAAGGGAACUUCCAGAUCCGGUAUUCAGGACAUCACCCAAAGCAUACUGAUCACCACGAUGUGCAAUACAUGGUUCUUCCUCCCCAUCCUUGGCUACUCACUCCUUCUCAUCCCUCGUCUCCGUCUCACCGUCCUCGUCUACAUCAUUUAUAUCAAAUUUCUCGCGAAAUCCCACACAUUAGGGACACUGCCCCUGCGAAACAACGUUUUCCGCAAAUCCUGGAUCUGGAACACUUUCGUCCGCUACUUCCCUAUCACGCUCUACCGCAGCGCGGCGCUCUCCCCCCGCAAGAAAUACAUCUUCGGAUACCAUCCGCACGGGAUCAUCUUCCGUGGCGCGAUGGGCGUCCUUGUCGCCGACGGGGAGGAGAGUUUCUCUCGUCUGUUCCCGGGAAUCACGAAUACUCUUCUCAUGAAGGAUUCAUCCUUUCAUCAGCCCCUGCUGCGCGAGUACCUCCUCUCCAUGGGUCUAGCCAGCGUAUCUCGGAAAUCGUGCAUUCGACAUCUUACAAAAGGGGGACACGAUGAACAGGGCAUGGGUCGUGCGAUCACUAUCAUUGUUGGUGGGAGUCGAGAGUAUAAUAUUGCUAGGCCGGGGACGAUGGAGGUGGUGGUUCGUGUGCGGAAGGGGUUUGUGCGCGUGGCGGUUGAGACGGGCGCCGAGUUGGUUCCUGUUGUUGCGUUCGGCGAGAAUGACCUGUUUGAGAGGGUGGAUGUGAAGAAUUCUGGCUGGUUCGUCAGGUCUGUGGCCAAGGUGUGGGAGACGGUUGUUGGGCAUAAGAUCGCGUUUUCAACGGGGAGAUUUGGGAUCUUUUCUCCUUUUCAAAAACCGGUGAAUGUCGUCGUGGGGGAUCCCAUCCCUGUGACACAGCAGCGGUGGGAGCCGGACCCGAAGUAUAUCGACGAACUGCAGGAACAGUAUGUCGAUGCGUUGAGGAGGUUGUUUGAGGAUUGGAGGGAUGUGUUUGGGGUGGACAAGUCGGUGAGAUUCGAGGUGGUGGAGUGA
Messenger RNA from Aspergillus tanneri, 2571 nucleotides. RefSeq names its product Diacylglycerol acyltransferase family. Lineage: Eukaryota; Fungi; Ascomycota; Eurotiomycetes; Eurotiales; Aspergillaceae. The coding region runs from base 1 to 2571 and encodes 856 amino acids. Gene Ontology annotation, molecular function: diacylglycerol O-acyltransferase activity; UDP-glycosyltransferase activity. Gene Ontology annotation, biological process: triglyceride biosynthetic process. The record is from RefSeq and is a predicted model, not a curated record. Gene Ontology annotation, cellular component: endoplasmic reticulum membrane. The transcript is spliced from 4 exons.